Molecule: messenger RNA, 4593 nt
Organism: Xenopus laevis (African clawed frog)
Lineage: Eukaryota; Metazoa; Chordata; Amphibia; Anura; Pipidae
Gene: cracd.S
Product: capping protein inhibiting regulator of actin dynamics S homeolog
Exons: 12
Coding region: 658-4548 (1296 amino acids)
Source: RefSeq, a predicted model, not a curated record
GAGAGCAAUAGAGAUUGUCUGACUGGCAGUUUGUCAGGGGUAAGCAGGAAGCUGCAACUGCAGGACAAAGUGGAAUAUAACAAGCAGCAUUCCAGCACUCAGCUCGUCUGGAUCAGGCAUGGAAAUCGAUGAGCGGGUGCUGCUGUUCCAUGGUACCACCGGCUGGAUGGCUGUGCUGCUGUGCAGGAGCAUGUGACUGUCCUUACAUUGCCAUGCUGUGGCACCGGCUGUAGGGAGAGAGAUGGAGACUGUCUGACCAGCAGGCACAUAAAACUACGGGACAAACUGAGGAAUAUAAUAAGCAUCUGUGCUUUCAGCUCAUCUGGAACAGGUCUGUGAUGGGGUCUUGUCCAUGGAAGCUUUUGCAGAAGUGAUUUUGACGUAACGGCACCAGCGCUACCUCACUUACAAACCAGGCACAGUUACAUUUUUGCCGACUGGAGAGAGUAUUACAGGACUGUUUCGGCAGAAAAGAAAAGGCCAGGCAAGUUUCAGCCUUUUAGAAAGAUCUUUGGCAAGAAGAAUAAGAAAUGUUCCUCGUUGCCCUUUAAGGAAGGCAAGCUAAAGGCCAGUCGCUCCAUUGGGAAUGUCUGUGUUAAUACAGCCUUCUCCUCUGAUGAAGAACCCUGUGAUGACCUAAGAUUUUGCAGCCAUAGUAUGGGAACGAGGUCUUUUUCUCAUGAUAGCAUUUUCAUGCCGGCAGAGCAAGGAGAAGAAGAGCAGAGCAUUCAGGCAAUAUCACAAGAAUACCUUGUUGGAAAUGUAAAGGCUCUCCAGCAACAGCUAUCAGGAAAUAUCCGCUUUGGCCUGCAUCCGGAUAGUACAUCGCGGAAGAGAAUGCAAGGUUUGGGAACAAGCACAGGAGAAAUGGACACCUCUCACAUCAGCCCCAUGGAGAUAGGAGAUGAACAGCACAAAGAAGUGCAACAAAAGCCUGCUACCAUGCUCACAGGAUCACCGGGUUCUUUCAGCUCCGUUAUUGAACUAGAUCAUAAAACAGAGGAGAAGGUGACUCCAGUAAAGCCAUCACGGACAAAAAGGCCCCGGGCAGCGUCUGGCACAAUCGAGUCUAUAAAUCUGGAUGCUGUUCCUCGGUCUGUCGAUCGGCUGGAUAACACUUUUGCUAAACAUAAGCUUUCCGUCAAGCCGAAAAACCAGAGGGUGUCAACGAAGCACAGAGGAAUGUCCCAGGAAUGCCAGAGUAUAGAAGACACAGAGUUUGAAAAUGAAAGUGCUCCCACAAGAAACUCUCUUGACAAAACCAUGCAUAAUUCCACAGAAAUAUUAGGUCAGAAUUUACAUAAAUCAGAUCAGUCACAGUGGAAGAAGACUGAGGUGCAAUCCCUUGAGAUGGUUCAAGCAUUAAUCAAAAGUGAAGAAGGGAGGGAUAUUAAGAAGCUGGAUAAUGAGGAAGAGAAGAAGCUGGAAAAACAUCAAAAACUAAUCAGUCCGAAACACAAUGCUGAAAAUAGACCUAUAGAUGAAGUAGAAAAAAAUCUGCAGUUGGAAAAACAAUGGCGGGAAGAGGAGGAAGAGAGAAAGAGAGAAUUAAAAAGGGAACUUGAAAUUAAAGAGAAACAACGUCUUGAAGAAGAAAGAAAACAACACACUGAACAAAUUCUCCAAGAACUAGAAGAAAAAAGAAGACAAGAAGAGUUAAAAUUGCAGCAGGAAGAGUUAAAACAACGGCGGGAAGAGGAGCGAAAGAGAGAAUUUAAAAGGGAACUUGAUAUUAAAGAGCAACAGCAUCUUGAAGAAGAAAGAAGACAACACGCUGAACAAAUUCACAGAGAACUAGAGGAAAACAGAAAGCAAGAAGAGUUAAAAUUGCAUCAGAAAGAGUUAAAACAAUGGCAGGAAGAGGAGAGAAAGAGAGAAAUUAAAAGGGAACUUCAAAUUAAAGAACAACAGCAUCUUGAAGAAGAAAGAAGACUACACGCUGAACAAAUUCUCCAAGAACUAGAGGAAAACAGAAAGCAAGAAGAGUUAAAAUUGCAUCAGGAAGAGUUAAAACAACAGCAGGAAGAACAAGAGAAGAGAGAGAGAGAAAUUAAAAGGGAACUUGAAAUUAAAGAGCAACAGCAACUCGAGGAAGAAAGAAGACAACGAGCUGAACAAAUUCUCAAAGAACUAGAGGAACACAGAAGGCAAGAAGAGUUAAAAUGGCAUGAAAGAGAAGAGCAGAAAGCAGUACAGAAGGCAGAGGAGAAGUGUGAAGAAGAAGAGAAGCAACGUCGAGAAGAACAACAGAAACUAGAGGAACAAAAACAGCAAGAACUAAAAUGUUUAGAGAAGCAGAAUCAGCAAAAGAAAAAAGAUACUGAUACAAAACUGAAAGACAAAGAUGCUGCUGAAAAGGAAAAGAUGAUCAUGGAAACAAGUCAGGGUGAAGAGAUCCAAAAGAACAAGCAGCAAACAGCAGCUGAAGACCAGGAGCAAGGUAGAAAUAGUGAAGAGCAACGAUGGAAGGAACUUGACCAGCGGCAAAGACCAUUCACCUUCAAAGUGACAGCAGGUGAAAAGCAAAUUUUGUUUCAGAGAGUUAACUUAUCUCCAGUUACACCUUCCAAAGAAGCAGUUGUUUCUCCUGAUUCACAUUGGUCAAAGGAAAAUAAGCCUAAUAUAACCACUCAUGCCCUUCCAUCUUCCCUCUGUGUUCCACACACAGCUAUUUUAGUUACUGGUGCUCAGCUUUGUGGCACGGCAGUGAACCUCGACCAAAUUAAGGAUUCCGCGUGUAAGUCUUUGCUGGGUCUCACAGAUGACAAAAAAUAUUUAGAAAACCAAACAACCAAAAGUGAAAAAGGAAGGCAAGACCCAACAUCAAUUAGCAGCAGAACAAAGUCUUUAGACACCCAGUCAGCCUUGGAUGAAUGGACUUCCAUCCGAUCAAAAAUUCUAAAUAAAUCAGAAAAUAUCAGUAUGCUUGAGAAAGCACAAAGAAAUUCACAUUUACAGAGAGAUGACUGGACUGGAAAAGGCAAUGGUGAGCUCCAUAGCAAUUUAAGGAAAACAUUGUCAGCCAGUGCUAAAUUCUCCAUAACUCCAGCGUGGCAGAAAUUUGCUGAAAGUGUUAAACUACAACAGCUUCAGACAAUGACUACACAAACAAGUACAGAAGCUGAAGCAGAAGCAAAGUCAGUUUCAAUUGACAAUGCCACGCAAGAAAAAUCUCUUGAAGUCAAUAGCUCACAAGAAACAAUCCCAACCAAACUGAGAAAGCAGGUGACCAGUAAUAAUAGCACAGAAGGCUUUAUAUUUUCAAAAGAUCUUCCAUCCUUUCUCGUUCCCCAUCCUCCUCAUUCUCCCCGUCAAGGGCAGGCUGAGUCCCAAACUGGAAUUGAAAUGCAAAUGAGCAACGGAGCACGGAAAAAUGAUAAGACUGUACAAAAUGGGGAGGAGAAAACAUCUCCAUUUGGAGUCAAGUUGAGAAGAACAAAUUACUCAUUAAGAUUUCAUUCAGACCCUCUGAAUGACCAAAGGAGAAAAAAACGGUAUAGCGCGGGUGAUAGUUUUGAUGGCGUGCCAGUGUCAUUCAGUGCAGCAGAUGAAACAGAAACUUUAAAAACAUCUAGAAAAGAACUGUCAGCAUCACCUACCAAAAUAAAAAAAGAAAACUUUAUGUCAAUCUCUAUGGAUGCCUCAAGCAGCUUAACAGAUCUCCAUUCAGUGUCUCCCCCAUUAAUAUCAUCCUCCAGCUUGUACAUUCCUUCACCUAACAGAGGUAGAACUGUGUCUAAGUCACUCUCUGUUGAGAAACCAUGUCUAGCUCCCAAGUCAUCCAGUCCAACUCAAACACCCUCAGUGCUUUCUAAACUUGAUAGAAGUAAUAUGGUUGACCUAACUGCACAGAAGCGGGAAAAAAGUGACAUGGAUAAAGCAAUGCUGAGAGAAUCCAUCAAAGGGAGUGUGGCACUGCCAUCUUCAAGUCCAGGUAAAAACGAGGAGCCAGAAGCAAAAGACAAAAAGUAUUCUUUUCCGUCAAUCCCUAUACCAUGGAGAGAGAAGUCUGAGAGAAGACAAGAGCAAAUUGGCAAAGAAAGGCCAGUUCUUCAGAGUCGUCAUUCCCUUGAUGGUACCAGGCUGAUGGAAAAAUCUGAGACAUCGCAGCCUCUGUGGAUAACGUUAGCGCUACAGAAGCAAAAGGGAUUUCGGGAACAGCACGCUUACAGGGAAGAGAGAAGACAAGCCAGGGAAACCAAACAGUCAGAAAAGAUCAAUAAAGAAAAGGCCAGUGAGAGUGUCAGUACAGUAGAAUACAGAACCAGGUCUGGUUCCCUGCAAAAGCUAGCAGCCCAAGAGGAGAAGAAAUGUGAAACAGUAGUGACUCGCCUGCAGCGCAGAGAGCAACUACAAAAAUCCAACACGCUUCCCACAUCAGUCACAGUGGAAAUCACUGAUGCAGUUCAAGUUCCUCCUCUGUCAAAGGAUAUUCCAAAGCGAUUUUCUACACCAGAUGCUUCUCCGGUGUCCUCGGAGCCCGCCUGGCUUGCCUUGGCCAAACGGAAAUCAAAAGCCUGGAGUGACUGUCCACAAAUUAUUAAGUAAAUAUCUUGUCCCAGCUAAAAAGAAGCUAAUUGGUGUCCCUAAGCU